Molecule: messenger RNA, 894 nt
Organism: Cadophora gregata
Lineage: Eukaryota; Fungi; Ascomycota; Leotiomycetes; Helotiales; Ploettnerulaceae
Gene: NUO24
Product: NADH:ubiquinone oxidoreductase 24
Exons: 3
Coding region: 1-894 (297 amino acids)
Molecular function (GO): NADH dehydrogenase activity
Source: RefSeq, a predicted model, not a curated record
AUGGCAUCCAAACUCGCCCCCUUCAUAUUCCGCACUGUCGCCCGACCUGCCCGCAUAGCUACACGGACGCAAUGCCGCUCUUUCACGGCUAGCUCAAGAGUUGCGAGUGAUGCCCUUCACGUUCACCGAGAUACCCCCGUGAACAAUGCUAGCAUUCCUUUCAAAUUCACCGAACAGAACAACAAGCUCGUCGAUGAGAUCCUAAAGAGAUACCCUCCACAAUACAAGAAGGCUGCUGUCAUGCCCCUUCUCGACCUCGGACAGAGACAGCAUGGGUUCUGUAGCUUGAGUGUCAUGAACGAGGUUGCACGCUUACUGGAAAUGCCACCAAUGCGAGUCUACGAAGUCGCUACAUUCUAUACCAUGUACAACCGGGAUCCCGUUGGAAAGUGGCACGUACAGGCAUGUACAACAACACCCUGCCAACUUGGAGGCUGCGGCAGUGACGUGAUCGUCAAGACGAUUUCCGAGCACCUUGGUAUUAAGGCUGGACAGACAACCAAGGACGGGCUUUUUACGUUCGUCGAAGUCGAAUGCCUCGGCGCCUGCGUUAACGCACCUAUGGUCCAAAUCAACGACGAUUUCUACGAAGAUUUGACCCCGGAAAGCACAGUUGCGCUUUUGACUGCUCUACAAGAAAGUGCGAAGUCGGUAGAGACAACUGCAUCCAGCCCAGAUGUUGAGGCUGGCAAGGGCGCAUUGACCGGGGAGGACAAGAAUGUUAAGAGCGGAGCGGAUGUUGGAAAAGACUCUGGGAGGAUAUACAAUAAGGGUGGUGUCAAGAUUCCAGCUCCUGGUCCAAUGAGUGGAAGGAAGACUUGCGAGAAUCUGGCGGGAUUGACAAAUCUGACGAGCGAGCCGUGGUCAACAGAGGUCUUCCGCAAGGACUUGUAG